This is a messenger RNA of Halichondria panicea, 1380 nucleotides long. Its product is annotated as signal peptide, CUB and EGF-like domain-containing protein 2. The transcript has 7 exons. Lineage: Eukaryota; Metazoa; Porifera; Demospongiae; Suberitida; Halichondriidae. The coding region runs from base 823 to 1290 and encodes 155 amino acids. Gene Ontology annotation, molecular function: calcium ion binding. The record is from RefSeq and is a predicted model, not a curated record.
UAACGUUGGUCAAUUGAAAAGAAGAUAUCGAUACAAUAACUACAAAGUUUGGGUUCCCUUAACCUACGCUGGUAGAGCUUCAGGACUUCUAGGGAACUUAGAUGGAAAUGAUACAAACGAUUAUUUCGAAAGGGGUCAAGAAACCAAUCCACUUCCACACUACUAUUCAGACAGGGAAUUGUACAAUAACCACUGGUUGACAUGGAAUUUAUCUGCUGGAGAAAGCCUCUUUUCCCAUCAUUUACAAUGUCCUGAUAAAUCUCUAAAGAAGCGUCAGGCAUCAUAUGCUCCGAUUACACCAGACCAACUGAACUUUACCGAUGAGCAAAAGAGGAUCUGUGAAGGCAAUCUACAAUGUGUGUUUGAUUUAGCUGUUUCUGGGGAAAAAGAAGUUGCUUUAGCAACGCUAACUCAUGAAAAAUAAGCGAAUUCAUCAAUUGAGAUCCUAGGUAUGCAUUAUCUUAGUGUGAAUGACUCAAGAGAUAAUUUCACCUUAAGUGUACUGGGAGACAUACCAACAACUUCUGUACUUGAAGAAUUGUCAAGGGGAGAGUUUGUAUUUCGCUGGACACUAUACAAAAGAUAACUUACAACCCCCUAAUCUUUCUUGCAAAUGAUAGCCGAGGAGCUGCUUCACUGUACGCACCCCAAGUUGAAAUUUGCAACUGUUUCAAUGAUGGGAAUUGUACCCUUGAUGGAAUUCUGAGUGAUAAUGCAACAGCAGUACUAACCUGCCUUUGUACACAAGCAUUUGGUGAGAGGUUCUGUGAAGAAGAUCGCAAUGGGUGCUCAGAGAUCCAGUGCUUCGAGGGGGUGGAGUGUAUGGACGUUCCUGCUCCUGGAGUGGGGGCGGUGUGUGGAGCAUGUUCGCCAGGCUACACUGGAGACGCACUCAAGUGUUAUGAUAUUGAUGAGUGCUUCCUAAAUCAAACUCUCUGUGACCACAAUUGCACAAACACUGAUGGAGGGUAUCUUUGCUCCUGUUUUAAUGGCUAUCAGCUAAUUAAGGAAACAAGGGAAUGUGAAGAUAUUGAUGAAUGUUGGCUAGCUGUGCGGGAAUCAAAUGACCUUUGUGAGAACUAUCUAAACACAGAGUGCGUUAACAACGAGGGUUCAUUUAAGUGUGUUUGUGUCCGUGGAUACACAGCAAACUCAAAUGGAAUUUGUGAGCUUGAUAAUGAACUCCCUCCGAUGAUCAGUGUGAUCAGACCACAGAAAAGUAUUGAGAAUAGUGUGAACUUCACAUCACCUAUGCUGGUUUCAGAAAAUUUCAGUCCAGAACGCCGAUAAAAAUUUAGGGAAGCAACUGCAGCUGCUGUCAAUAGUUACUGUGGGCUUACAACAUGUGAUCUUCUUCUCUCAUCUGGAGAAACUCAAAUG